AUGGGAAGGGGAGGUGUGGAGAGGAUGUGGGGAAAUAUGGCAUUCCAGGCCCAACUGCAAAGUGUUCUCGUGCCACAGCCUAAUGGUAAUGUGGAGUUUUCCUGGAUCAAUGCUCGAUACAACGGCAAGAGUAUCCUUGCAGAGGUUCAUGCUCUUGAGGGCAAUACUUGCGUCUUCGAAGCUUUCUGUUCUGGAGCUGCAAUGGCUGUUCAGAAGGACGCAGCCUCAAAUCACAAGACUAGUGACAUCAGAUUCAAUGUAAGAUCUUUGGUCAUGGACUACGAAAGUCACACCAGCCGCACGCUCGCAAAAGAGUCCAACAGCCAGCUCCCCUCAGACUUGCGUGAAAAGACAGUGAUCCAACUGUUCCAGAAAAAUGGUGUCUUGGCAAGCUCUGCCAGCUGGGAAGGAGAGCAGAGAAUUAAGCUCACUCGCUAUCUGCAUUCAAGGUUGCCACAGUUUGACAAAAUAGCUGACUUUAUAAGGGUCGAGGCAUCACAUUUUGUCCUGUUCGUCGGGUAUGGAUUUGAAGGGGGUUCAAGUGGAAAGCCAUAUCUGAUCUUUCUAAACAGUCAUGGGGUAGAAUUUGGAGACAAUGGAUUUGGCCGCAUCUAUUUUGAUGUCAUUUAUAGAAACAGUUUCUAUGUCCUCACAGCUGUAGCGCCACCAGUGGUACCAAAAGAGUGUGGCACUUCUACCUCAGCUGCAAAAUUUCCUGAUGAAGAUCCUGAUGAUCGCCCAACGCAACGACGGCGACUCAACACUGGAAGAGAUAACUAG
Molecule: messenger RNA, 780 nt
Organism: Panicum virgatum (switchgrass)
Lineage: Eukaryota; Viridiplantae; Streptophyta; Magnoliopsida; Poales; Poaceae
Exons: 3
Coding region: 1-780 (259 amino acids)
Biological process (GO): proteolysis
Molecular function (GO): cysteine-type peptidase activity
Source: RefSeq, a predicted model, not a curated record